UGUUUCAACUCACUUGACGCAGAGGCCAUGGCUCCCUCAAUGAAGGUCGUUUUCGGACUGUUAACGUUUGUCACCGCCGGCAUGAUAAUCGGUGCUUUGUUUCAGUUAGCAUUUAUUUGGAGAUUGGAAGAUUCAUAUGGCAGUGCAUUUCCAACAAAAAGAGUGCUUAUAAGUCAGAAUGAUGGCUACCUUAAGCUGCCAAGAGGUUUUAGUAGUUGGCAAGGUGACAGAGAUGCGGAAAUUUUACGUCUUGGAUAUGUCAGACCUGAAGUAAUUAGCUGGUCUCCUCGAAUCAUCAUACUUCAUAAUUUUCUCAGUUUGCAGGAAUGUGAUUAUCUUACAGCAAUUGCCCGCCCUCGGCUUCAGAUUUCCACUGUGGUGGACACAAAAACAGGGAAGGCAAUGAAAGGUGGAGUUCCUUCAUGCUGCCUCUUGCCUAUUGCGACAUUGAAUUAGCUACAUGUUUUUGACAAAGAUGGUAUACAGUAACCUGAAGUCUUCAUUUCUUAGGGCCAAGUUUCAAUAGGGUUCUUCAGCCAGAUUAAGUGAUUGACCAUGAAUUCAGGCACUUGUAGUUUAUGCUGAAGAGAAGCAAUCAAACUUUGCUCAAUUUUGCAAUGUUGCCCUUCUUUAUCUGUUGGGUGUAAUUAAGGCCUUGAACUUUUCAAUUAUGAAAGUUAUUAUGUUUUUAGUUUUAUAUGGUUGCAAUAUGAUAUAGGUGAUAGAGGCAUGCAAUGAGUGUAUCUUUUUCUGUCUUGGUUUCUUCAUUUGUUUCUUUUGCUAAUGGUCCCUUAUUUCUAAGAAAAAAAUAUAAAUGAUUGAUCUCAUGGUGUACCUCUUUUUAGGGGAUUAAGAGUGAUGUGAGAACAAGCUCAGGCAUGUUUUUGAACCCUUCAGAGAGAAAGUAUCCAAUGGUACAGGCAAUUGAAAAGCGGAUUUCAGUCUUUUCCCAAGUGCCUGUAGAAAAUGGGGAGCUGAUACAAGUUUUAAGGUGGGGCUCUGACUUAAUUAUCUCUUCAGCAAAAUGUUGGGAAUGAAAAAAAUCUCUUUAAAUAAUUGUUUACAAAGAUGAAGACUGAUAUGCUUUAUUAUCAAGGCUAACAUCUAACGCAGCACAGGUAUGAACAGCAUCAGUUUUACAAGCCUCACCAUGAUUACUUUUCUGACACUUUCAACCUGAAACGUGGUGGUCAGCGAAUAGCAACAAUGCUUAUGUAUUUAAGUGAUGGUGUUGAAGGGGGAGAAACGUAUUUUCCUAUGGCUGGUUCAGGUGAAUGUAGCUGCGGUGGCAAGACCAUGAAAGGGAUGUGUGUAAAACCAAUCAAAGGAGAUGCAGUGCUUUUUUGGAGCAUGGGACUAGAUGGACAGUCAGAUCCAAAUAGCAUACACGGAGGGUGUGAGGUAUUGUCUGGGGAGAAGUGGUCAGCAACAAAGUGGAUGAGGCAGAGACCUACUACCUGAUUUUAAUUUUUGCCUGUUUCGUUCAUGCAGUCUAAAACGCCUUCAAAUUCCACGAAAGUACUGUAGUGUAGUUGCAUGUAUUCCAGAUUCGAAAUAUCAAUUACAAAUCAUCUUAUACAGAGAUAGUGAUGUAUAGGUUGACGGUAAGCAUAUUUUGAACAUUUGAUCUAGUAACAAUGUUGUUCUUGCUUACCAGGCCUUCUCCGAGCUUCGAAGGCUAUAGACAUUGCUCUAGUAUGGACUUCCUGUAAACUUUCAUCCAAUUCCAUUUUUAA
Rubroshorea leprosula is the source of this 1736-nucleotide messenger RNA. The record is from the annotation of a GenBank genome assembly. Lineage: Eukaryota; Viridiplantae; Streptophyta; Magnoliopsida; Malvales; Dipterocarpaceae.